Pygocentrus nattereri (red-bellied piranha) is the source of this 1675-nucleotide messenger RNA. It is a transcript of the gene pdia6, whose product is annotated as protein disulfide isomerase family A, member 6. The transcript is spliced from 13 exons. The record is from RefSeq and is a predicted model, not a curated record. Gene Ontology annotation, molecular function: protein disulfide isomerase activity; protein-disulfide reductase activity. Bases 142 to 1470 code for a protein of 442 amino acids. Gene Ontology annotation, biological process: response to endoplasmic reticulum stress. Lineage: Eukaryota; Metazoa; Chordata; Actinopteri; Characiformes; Serrasalmidae. Gene Ontology annotation, cellular component: endoplasmic reticulum lumen.
GCGCGGGCCACGGUGAGCGAGCGAGGACAGGCUGGUGUGGAGCGGCUCGGCUCAGCGAAGAGGAGCGCUAUUAACAACUCAGGUUAACUUAGUGUCGCGCAGACUUCAGCUUGCCGGUGAUAUCAGGCCCUGAAAAGAACCAUGCGAGCUCUACUGGGUGUGUUGGUGUGUUCUUUCACUGUCCUCUCUGUCCAUGGGAUGUACUCUGCCAGUGAUGAUGUGAUUGAGCUCAAUCCCUCGAACUUCAACAGGGAGGUCCUGCAGAGUGACAGUCUGUGGCUUGUGGAGUUUUACGCCCCCUGGUGUGGACACUGCCAGAACUUGGUCCCAGAUUGGAAGAAAGCAGCCACAGCAUUGAAGGGAAUUGUUAAGGUUGGUGCUGUUGAUGCAGAUCAGCACAAGUCACUGGGAGGCCAGUAUGGGGUUCGUGGAUUCCCGACCAUCAAGAUCUUUGGGGCCAACAAACAUAAGCCAGAGGAAUUUCAAGGUGGACGCAGCAGUCAGGCUAUCGUAGAUGCAGCGCUGAAUUCUCUGCGUUCUAUAGUCAAAGACAGACUAAGUGGAAAGACUGGAGGCUCAGACCACAGUAGACAGAGUUCUGGUGGCAGCAGUGGUGGUAAUAAGAAUGAUGUCAUUGAGCUGACUGAUGAUAACUUUGACCAGAUGGUUUUGAACAGUGAUGAUGUUUGGUUGGUAGAGUUUUUUGCACCAUGGUGUGGACAUUGCAAGAACCUGGAACCUGAAUGGACAGCUGCUGCUUCUCAGGUCAAAGAACAAACCAAUGGCAGAGUGAAGCUGGGAACUGUAGAUGCUACUGUUCACCAGGGCCUGGCAAGCCGCUAUGGGAUCAGGGGAUUCCCUACCAUAAAGAUUUUCCGUAAAGGAGAGGAGCCAGAAGACUACCAGGGUGGACGCACUCGCUCAGACCUUGUUGCCCGUGCCUUGGACCUUUACUCAGACAACGCACCUCCUCCCGAACUGCUGGAGAUUCUGAAUCAGGACAUCUUGAAGAAAACUUGUGAGGACCAUCAGCUUUGUGUGAUUGCUGUGUUGCCUCAUAUUCUUGACACGGGUGCAGCAGGUAGAAAUGGUUAUCUGGAAGUGAUGAUGAAGAUGGCUGAGAAAUACAAAAAAAAGAUGUGGGGCUGGCUGUGGACCGAAGCUGGAGCUCAGAUGGAGCUGGAGUCCUCUCUGGGGAUAGGUGGUUUUGGCUACCCUGCCAUGGCAGCUAUUAACUCUCGCAAGAUGAAGUUUGCUCUUCUGAAGGGCUCGUUCAGUGAGACAGGAAUCCAUGAAUUCCUAAGGGAUCUCUCUGUGGGACGUGGCUCGACUUCCACAGUAGGAGGUGGAGCUUUGCCAAAGAUCCACACUGUUGAAGCCUGGGAUGGGAAGGAUGGAGUUCUUCCUGUGGAGGAUGACAUUGACCUGAGCGAUGUGGAUCUGGAUGAUCUGGAGAAGGAUGAAUUAUGAGUUCGUUGGCUGGGAGAGCUGAUCUAGUUUGGUGUCAAGACCGCACAGAUUCAGCCCAUAACCCACCUCUCCUCUCCUGUGGAUGAGGGGAAAACCAGGACAUUAAGUUACUGUACACUCUUGAAACGAAGACUCGUGUUGCUUUUAACUACUCUUCACUAAUUUGAAAUGAGGGGAUCAGGGAUUAAAUCAUGGUUGAACUCAA